Molecule: messenger RNA, 1167 nt
Organism: Paramuricea clavata
Lineage: Eukaryota; Metazoa; Cnidaria; Anthozoa; Malacalcyonacea; Plexauridae
Source: the annotation of a GenBank genome assembly
AUGGUAGAAGCAUGUAACGCAAGCAGAACAGAGAGGUUGGCAAACGCAGACUUGGUUUACCUUGAAAACUACAUCAGAGAAUUUUCAUCUAAGUAUGUAUAUACUCAUCAUGCAUCGAGUAACGAGCCUUUAACCGAGAAACUUCGUAAAUCGAUGACAGAAAAUGUUAAAUCGACAGCUUACGGUAACCUGUUGAAUCCACGGAAUAAAGUAAACCUUAAAAUAAAUGACGGGAAAUUUGUAGAUGACGAUCAACAAAUUUUAAACUUCGCAAAAGAUGAUCUAUCCAAGAAUACGUCGACUAAAAUUCCCGCAAGAUUGUUGGAGCCACUUGGUUCUUACAUCAAAUCUAUUGGUCAAAUUUCAUGUGGAAGAAUUCGAGGAACAUGCUGGCUUGUUACAGACAUGCUGGUCAUAACUAACUAUCAUGUUUAUUUGUCGUUUAACACGGAAAGAAUAAAACGUGAAAAUCCCAGCUUGCAAAUCACAGUUUCAUUUGAUUAUUUGCACCCAGGACAAACAGAACAUGAUGUUGUCAUUGUAGAAGUUGAUGAAAGGCGGAAUCCCCAGCUUGAAAGUUCCGAGCUGGAUUAUAAAUUUUUACGUUUGAAAGAAAACGAGGGUCUUGAAGACCGCGUUCGACUUGGUUCAAUUGUUAGAAGUCGUCCUUUACAAGACGGUCGCGUUGUUAUCGUUGGUCAUUCUGAUGGAAGCGAAAUGCAGCAAGAAACAUGCGUUAUUGUCAGCAAUUACUCCUGGCGUGAGAGACUAAAGCAAAGGCAGGAGAAACUUGAGGAACGUCAGCCCACGCAUGAGGUCAAUUUACAAAUUUCUGCUGGCGUACACAUGACCAAUGACGAUAAACUACGUACGUCUGUCAAUAAAUAUCAAAAACAACGAUGUCUUCCAUACGAUACAACUCUAUUUUCUGGUGCCAGUGGUUCUCCUGUUUUUGAUCUGAACGGGAACAUCGUUGCGAUGCACACACAGGGAUAUACAUUACACAUUGACGGAAGAAAAUGGUCCUUGAUGGAGUUUGGUGUCCAGUUCAGUGCAAUUUGCGAAGACAUAAGAAGGCAGUAUACGUAUAAUGUUGUUGAACAGUUAUUCCCCAACUAUAACAAAGAAGAAGAUAUGGAUGUAGAAAUUACUACCCAACAUAAUUAG